UAUUUUUCAAACGGCAAUCCCACCUAAACAAACCGAGCUGUUUAGAUCACAGUGUCGUCAAUUUCGGUAUCACGUUCAUAUAAGUUAUAUUAAGAUUUUUUACACGGAGUUUAUCCACAAUAUGGAUUUGGAUUCGCUUAAAUAUGCGGAACUGCAGCGCCUCGCGAAAGAGGUUGGGCUGAAAGCAAAUAUGAAGGCUGAAAAGCUAUUGAAAGCUUUAAAAGAACACUUUUUCCUACAACAACACCAGACAACUGAAAAUGAUAAUGAUGCAGCCGCCGCGGACGGGCACAGUGUCACGGACGAGCAGGGCGGGCACGCGGUAACGUUUGUGACCGAGCGCCGGGGAAAAGGCCGCACUGUCAAGAGAAAGCUCAGUGACCCCACUCCUGUUCCUGCUCAGAAUGAAGUAAAGCCAGCACAAGAGGGCGGCCGAAGGGGCUCCAAAAGGAGGAAGGUGUCCUCACCAAAGGACACGCAGACACCAGUUCCACCUGAAACAUCUACUAAAGAUCCUGUAGAGAAAGGUCUAGAAUCUGUCGAAACAAAUCCAGAAUCUUUAGGUGCUCCUGCCGAGCCCAGUGUUAAAGGUGUGGGGAGGAGAACAGUGGGUAAAAUCCCUCGUCUUGAGGGCCUGAUGAAGAGAAAACCUGCACUGCGGCCGACAACUCCUAAUUUCAAGAAACUCCAUGAGGCUCACUUCAAAAAGAUGGAGUCCAUUGAUUCUUAUGUUCAAAGGAAGAAUAAACAAAUGGAGGUGCUCAGGAAUUCUGUCAAAGAGCUGAAGACUCUGUCAGAGAAGACGCUGAUGAAAUCGGUUGAGGCAAAGACUCAAACUAAGGUGCCUGCUAGCAGAGUCUCUCUCUUCAGUCCUGGAGUGCAGGAGAAAAAAACAUUGGCAGAAAAGCGCAGGCUCACUCAGCAGUCUGCCAGCAAGUCUGCUUUGAAGGACAGCACCACCUUCAGGCCAACUGUCCUCACAACCAAUAAAAUCAAUGUCCGGUUCUCACAGACCACUCAAGAUAACGAAUAUAAGCGUUCACUGGUAAAGACUCCAGCUCGUAUGUCUCCUUUUGUCCCUCUUACCUCCACUCCAGGGAGGAAAUCUGAUGUUCACACCAAACCUGAACUUAAUAAAAGUAUUGGCGCCAUCAAAACACCCGGAGCUACUCCGUUUGUUUUUAAUGGGAACAACAGUUUGUCAGUCACCCCUGGCGCCACCAAGAAGAACACAUUUGAUCUUAAGGCCAGUCUCUCUCGUCCACUCAACUACAAACCACACAAAGGAAAGCUGAAGCCAUUUGGAGCUCAACAGGAGAACACAGGACUUAAUAAAUCUCAGACUGUUCCUUCACACCAGAAAAACUAUAAACAGCACCAAGUUCAAACCAGAGAGGAGCGACGUGCCAAGCAGACAGAAGACCGAAAACAAAAGAAAGAGAAGAUGUUGGGUGCCAGGCGAGGUCUGGUCAUGGCCUAACUCCAGUGUUUUUACUGUUUGCUAUUUUAUACACUCACUGUACAUGUU
Molecule: messenger RNA, 1528 nt
Organism: Puntigrus tetrazona (Sumatra barb)
Lineage: Eukaryota; Metazoa; Chordata; Actinopteri; Cypriniformes; Cyprinidae
Gene: nusap1
Product: nucleolar and spindle associated protein 1
Exons: 12
Coding region: 122-1480 (452 amino acids)
Biological process (GO): establishment of mitotic spindle localization; mitotic chromosome condensation; mitotic cytokinesis
Cellular component (GO): microtubule; nucleolus; mitotic spindle
Molecular function (GO): microtubule binding
Source: RefSeq, a predicted model, not a curated record